Molecule: messenger RNA, 390 nt
Organism: Cyclospora cayetanensis
Lineage: Eukaryota; Apicomplexa; Conoidasida; Eucoccidiorida; Eimeriidae
Product: 14-3-3-like protein D
Exons: 6
Coding region: 13-390 (125 amino acids)
Biological process (GO): signal transduction
Cellular component (GO): cytoplasm
Source: RefSeq, a predicted model, not a curated record
UUCUUCAUCAAAAUGAAAGCGGACUACUACAGAUAUCUAACGGAAUUCGCGCAGGAUGGGAACUUUGACCACGUGGUGCAGGAAGCCCUGCAGGCCUACGACGAGGCUUCCAAGAUCGCCGAGGAGGGCCUCCCAGAAGGACAUCCUGUGCGUCUCGGUAUUGCUCUGAACUUCUCUGUUUUCCACUUUGAGGCUCUGAGUGACCCGGCCAAGGCCUGCGAGCUCGCGCGUGCUGCUAUUGAGACACCAGAGAGCGCCAUUAGCGCACUGCCUGAAGAACAAGCGAGAGACAGCGAGUCUAUGCUCAAGCUCCUACAGGAUAAUUUGAGUCUGUGGACUGGCAACGUUGGGGAGGAUGAGGAAGCUGACGACGAAGACACGGACAACUGA